Messenger RNA from Cynoglossus semilaevis (tongue sole), 4507 nucleotides. RefSeq names its product N-acetyllactosaminide beta-1,3-N-acetylglucosaminyltransferase 2. Gene Ontology annotation, biological process: protein O-linked glycosylation; poly-N-acetyllactosamine biosynthetic process. The transcript has 6 exons. Lineage: Eukaryota; Metazoa; Chordata; Actinopteri; Pleuronectiformes; Cynoglossidae. Gene Ontology annotation, cellular component: Golgi membrane. Gene Ontology annotation, molecular function: UDP-glycosyltransferase activity; hexosyltransferase activity. Bases 1045 to 2352 code for a protein of 435 amino acids. The record is from RefSeq and is a predicted model, not a curated record.
CCUCACCCUACUGCAGAAGAUCCAUGGGUUUUUGGCGUCCAGUUGUGUUUGACGUGAUGGUUGUGUCUUACUGGUGCAGUGGCUUGGUGGUUAGCACCAAGCAGACUUGGGUCAGAAAGGUUUCAGGUUCAAGUCCACCAGCUGCCAAGUUACCACUGACCAUGGCACCGUCCCCCCUGUGGGCACUUAAGCUGCCCCCUGCUGACUUUGGUGAUAGGUCAAAUCAGGUUAUCACCUUCACUCCAGGAUGGAUGAGGCCUCGUCCUCAACAUGUUUAAAAACUUGGAGUGAAUGUUUCUAACAUUGUUUUUUGUUGACUGACGUUUCAAAGAAAGUUGAGUUUUUGUCCCAGUACACCUCAGGAUCAGGUUUUACUGGAAAUACUGGCCGUGAUAUUCUCAGCAAAGGUUUGUGUGUGUGUGUGUGUGAAAAACCUGAAGAACAAGUGACAGAUCUGAGUCGUUCAACGUGAAAGAAAACGGUCAGAACAGACAGUUUACAAACAGAAACCUUUGAUUUCUCUUCAUGGGUUUAUUACUAACAACAGCCUCUCUCCCCCCUGAGGCUGAUCUACUGUCCUAGAUCUUCAGGAUUGUCACCUCACGCAUCUUCAGACCAACUCUCCAACAUGACUCUUCUUCAGACUGGGUCUAAGAUCCUCAGAACUUUCUGGACCUGGAUCUGAAGGAAUCCCUUUGUGGAUCACCCAGAUGGAUUUUAUUCCCAGCGACUUCCACCUCUGUCGUCACUCAUUGGCAUAAUGGUUUGCAUGCUUGGCGUCACAGGGCGUAUCUCCUGCGCACGUGGGCUGAACUGGAACUACAACAGGCUCCACCUAAGAGGAGACCUUCAUUUAGAGGUUGGAGUUUUACAGAAGACGAGGUGAAAAACGAAAACCCUUUCUGUUUCUUUGUCUGUUUUUUAUUUUAUUUUUCAUAGACCAUGAGUGAAACCACGGGGCCAUCAGUUCACUGACAACAAUCACCAACAGCCACACAGAUGAGGACUGAGUGAAAAGAACGGAGCCAUCACUACAGCAGCUGAAUGGCGCGGCGCAAGUGUCACACCCUCAAACUCAUCACCUACCUGUGUGUUGUGUGCGUCAGCUUGGACCUGCUCCUCACCUUUCUGACAAAUAUGGAGAGUGAGGGAGUGACGGACACGGCACCGACCGAGGCCACUGCUGAAAAUAAAGAAAACAGCACAGACAAAGCUGCAUUUGGGGAACUGCCAAACUUCCGAAAAAAAAUUUCCGCCCCAUUGCCAAAAACGUUCUGGCAGACCGGUGUGCGUAGCCAAGGCCUUUGGAACGAUCUCCAGGAAGACGUUGACAUGCACUUCAAUCCCAUCCUCAGGCCCAAAAACGACACCUCACAAUAUGAAGACAGAGUUUUCACCAAGUUAGUAAUGAACCAAAGUUUCUCUAAGAUUUCUAACUUCACUAACACAAACGACGAGGAGCAGCUGCCCAGGAUGCUGCAGGACUUUGUUCACAACAUGCAGAGAAGAGACUACCCGGUCCUCAUACAGCCUCGUGGAGUGUGUGGAGCUGGAGCACAGGAGGAGACGGAGUUCCCUCUGCUGCUCCUCGCCAUCAAGUCAAUCGUUUCCAACUUCAAGGGCAGACAAGCUAUUCGUAACAGCUGGGGCCGGACAGGCUGGGCGUCAGGUGGAGGAGGUGGUGGCUACGUCCGCAGGAUCUUCCUGCUGGGAACCAGCUCUGAGCAGCAGAACAUCAACUUGGCUGAAUCACUGCAAUCAGAGAGCAGCCUUUAUGGAGACAUUCUGCAGUGGGACUUUAAGGACACGGCUUUUAACCAAACUUUGAAGGAUGUGCUGUUCUGGAGGUGGUCCUCACUUUUCUGUGAGGGGACACAGUUUGUCUUCAGUGGAGACGAUAAUGUCUUUGUCAAUGUCCCAAAAAUGGUGACCUAUCUGCAGGAACAGCUUAAGAGUCCUCGGGCAGAGGAGAAGAUGAAAAACUUCAUCGUUGGGAAGGUGGUGCAGAAGGAAGCCAAAUACUUUUUUCCCGACAGCUUUUACCAAGGGACGUUCCCUGUGUUUGUCGACACAGUUGGACUAGUUUACUCAGGCCACUUGACUCAACGCUUGAACCAAAUAUCACGGAGAGUUCACCUCUUCCCCAUCGAUAACAUUUACUUAGGUAUGUGUUUGUUACGGCUGAAGGUCGACCCUGUCCAUCAUCCUACCUUCCUCAAGUCGGGUUCUUCUGAGAGUUACCUGAAGGACAUCUGUGUCUACCACAAGAUCAUGGUGGUGGAAACACCAAACCACAGGGACCUGGGUAAAAUCUGGGCUCGGUUAAACAGCACACAGUCCCAAUGCUCCUGAGGUCGAACAGUAACCAAAGGUCAGACUCUGGAUCAUGGUGAAGACCUUCUUCAAGAAACACACACGUUUACAGAGAAAGUACAAAGUAUCCACUAAAGACAGUAUUUCGUUAGGUAUUUAAAGAACAUUGUUGAUUAUGGUACCAUUUCAGACGUCCUCAAACAUGACUCAGUCCAGCUCAGCACUUUUCUGUUCCCAUCCCCCAUGGUUCUGAAAGUACCAGAUGGGUAUUUGUAUGUGAUUCCAUUUUACAAACUUCCCCUGCAAGAUGGCUAACAAGCCACAAUGUGAUUUUGUAAAAUAUGCCUUCCUUCUUGCCUAAACAAAGACUAAGCAGUAAUUAUUACCAUUACCACCUACAUUUACAUAGGUGACACUGAUCAAAAUGUUAUUAAUAGAAUUCUACCUCCAAAAAAUAUGUGUUGUGUUAAAACAGUGGUUCUUAAAUCUUUAACUUCGCGCACUACAUCCGAAAAUAUUAACAUCUCUAGGGACUGGAUAUUAAGGCAACAUAUCAGCACAGGUUUACAAUGCAGUGUUAAUUCCAUUAACUUUACAUUUUAGUCAAGGGCAAAGUCAACGAACAUCUUUUGAAAGACUAAAACUAAACGGAAAGUUGCGUGGAACUAAAUGACGUUGGUAUGGAUGUAUUAGCCAAAUGUUAGAAACAACACAAAUUCGGUCAGGGACUGACACCAAUCAGCGUUAACGUCGUCACGUAAACUGAAGGAACGGAUGAGAACGAGAACCAAUCGGAGCUGUGUUUGUUAGCAGGUACUAUAUAGAGAACCAAUCACAGUGAGCGUGCAUCCGGCAGUAGAAGAAACACGGAAGUCAGUUUGAAGACAAGAGCGGUAAUACUCUGGUCCAGUCGUGAAAUAACUUUAAACUAAAACACUGUCUCCUAGGACAUAAAUAUAUGGAACUAUAUUUUUAUGAACGUUAGUGAAAACACGACUUACUUUAAAUCGUGUGAAAACGACAGGUUGAGAAAAGACCGUGAAGUUUGAAGAGUGACCUGCAGACAUGUCCGGUGAAAGAUAGGAUUUGAAAAAGCAGAAGAGCAGUUGAAGUGUAGAAGCAAGAUUGGGAUUGGACUGGACAUGUACUGGAAGAGAAGAAUCACUGAUGUGGUAAAGGAGGACAUGGAGCUGGUUGGUGCCACAGUAGAGCCAGGGAUCGAGUGCGUUGAAGACAAAAAACACACCCAUCUUCAUUCCUGGAAACAGCCAAAAGGUCAGAUAGGUGAGAGCUGAUGACAAUCCCUGCAGUGAGCAAACAGGUACACACUGUGACUAUCUUUGCAGUAAGGCAACAACACUAACCACUCCUCCACUUUGUGACCCUGACUACAAAUCAGCACAGCCUGGUAAAACACACUCUAUGACAGUACUUCUUGUACAUUUGUUUCCAUCCAGUGGACAAUCACUACAGUCUGGGGAAAUAAGUGUUGACAAAGUUAGAGGAUUAAAUAGUAGUUACCGUAGUAUAGUAGAUUGAGGUGGUGUUUAUAAAACUGGCCUUAUAAAAAUGACCUGGACUAUUAGUCAGAUAUAGUUAUAUUCUUAUAGUCUGCCCAGUGUGACCGACUGCUCUCAUUCAUUCAUCAGAAUCUUCCAAGAACAAAUAAAAAUAAAUAAAGCAAACAUGAUGAGAAUGUAAUAUGCUACAAUCAAACUGAUAAACUUUAAUGUUUUUAAAUUUAAUGGAAAAAUGUCUGCUUCAAGGUUACCCUAAAAAAAUCCCAGGGCCCACAGAGCAAACCAAGUUUUUAUAACAUUUACAGAGUUUGAGUUGUUUUUGCUUCUAAAUCCAGCAGUGUCAGUAUGAAGUUCCGGUUUCCCAGCUGUGAUGUGUUCUGCAAUACAGUGUUAGCUCCACUGGAGGUCAGUAAAGACGUGAUGAAUUCUCCUCAUUCCUUACAGUUUUUGAAGGACAUUGGUACUUAUUUUGGUCUUAGUUCAUUUAGAGCCCAGCUCAGUUAUUGCCUCCAGUAGGGCUGCAGAGGGCGCUGUGGCUUGAAGUCCCAUGCUUUUUGGUCAUCAACAUCAGUGUAGUAGCAGUAACAGCAGAGCUUGCAGUGACACCAAAGUCACAGUCAUCACUCACAGCAGUCCUGUAUGGUCACUGCUACUGCAGUCUACAGUUUCUGUCC